Ictidomys tridecemlineatus (thirteen-lined ground squirrel) is the source of this 1871-nucleotide messenger RNA. Lineage: Eukaryota; Metazoa; Chordata; Mammalia; Rodentia; Sciuridae. The record is from RefSeq and is a predicted model, not a curated record.
CUCACCCCGGGCCCCUCCGAGCCCCUUUCUCUGGCUGCUCCCCAGUUCUCUCCAGCAGCCCAUCCCUGGCCUCCAGGUGCUCACGAGGUGGUGAGCUCCCAGCCCAGCCGUGGCCCCUCCCACGAGGGCUGCCCUCACUGGGACCCUCCCUGCUUGUCCCCAGCAGACGCUGCGACCUUUGGGUCCCAUUUCUGCUGAGGGAGCCUGGAGCAGGAGGCAGGGGAGGCAGCGCUGGGAGAAAGACCUGUGGAGACUGUUUCUCAGCCGGGCCCCCAGGCCCUGGAACGAGGCACACAGUAGAGUGACACAAGUGCCCGUCACCUUAGCACCAACAGGGCAGGCUCAAUGCUGGGGUGUACCUGGGCUGUGGGACUCAGCCGAGCGACAGGUGGGAAGCCAGGGAGUUGUCAUAGACUGUGUCCCUCCUUCCCCAGCCCACAUUCUGGCACAAGAAGGAAAAGUCGUCCCCAGGGGUUAUGCUUGAGUCAGGAGUGUUUUGUCAGUGCCCAGUGGGCACCUGAAGGGUGACGAGGCCCCUGACCUGUGUUCAGGGCUCUGUGCAUACCAGCAGCUGCUCAACACUGGCUGGAUCCAUGCGUGGGUGCUGGGGACAGCCCAUGGAGGUGACGCCAGCCGAUGCUCUUGGAGCGUGCAAGGCCAGCUCUGGGAUUUUCUCCCUGAAAAGUGUGUGUAACAGUGGAGUGGCUGCUCGGGAAGGAAGCCCAGGUGUACCCCCUGGCCUUCCUCUGCUCCGUGGGUCCCACAGGUUAGAGUCCACCCUGUGUGUUAUGGGGAAUGGAGUCACCAGAAGGGACCCAGCACUGCCAAGGUGCUAUUCUCCAAGGGGCCAGUAGAGGGAGCCUGUGAGCCACAGUGCCGGCACUGGGCCAGCUGGGGCUCAGUGGUAGCCUGUGGGUGGCCUGGGGAACCCGGAGCUUGUGCUGGGGAAUGGUGUCCAGUACCCAGUGGCAUGGAGCAUCCUGGCAGAACAUGGACUUGGGGUCUCGGGUUUGAGCCAGAACCAGGGCUUUGGAAGGAAGAGAAGUGGGGGUUGACACAGAAGGGGGUAGGGGGACACUUCAGGCCCCAGCCCGGCCACCUGGCCUCUGUGUGUCCUUCCUCUCUCUAGAAUGGCACUGGCUUCCUCCCUGGCUGUGUGAGGACCAACAGCAGAGGGAAAGCAGGCCUGGUGGAGAGAGUCAGGGAGGAAGGAAGCCAGCUGGCUGCCUGGCAGGGAGGGGGCACUCGGUGCCCACCCGCCCGGCCCUGCCCAGCAGGACAUCUGGGUCACUUCUCCCACCUGCCCCACACAGGGAUGUCAUCCCUACCAGGCUUUAAGAUGUGCGUCAGCGCCAGCAGCAGCCACGAUGAAGCCCCGGUCCUCAGUGACAAGAACCUGGACGUGCCCAACAUCAUCAUCACUCCCCCGACGCCCACGGGCGUGACGCUGCCAAGGGACCCCCAGCAGACAGUCUGGCUGGAUGAGACGGGGUCCUGCCCAGAUGACGGAGACAUGGACCCUGAAGCCUGAGGAGGAACUGCAGGUGUGCUGAGCCACUGGGCAGGGACCGCAAAUCCUGCCCUGGACAAAGAUGGCGCAGCCGGAAGAAUGAUGUACCUCAGGCCAGAGGCCCACAGCCUCCGUGCUCCCCCUGACCCUGUCCUGUGGCCCUGGUGACGCCUGCCAGGGUGCCAGAGGAAGGCCAUCUCCCAAAUGAGCACGCACUCCCAGGGCCCUGGCCCCCGAGGGCAGCAAGAACUCCCCUCCAGUGGAGCGGCUGCCUUUCUUACAAGCCCCAGAGGCGGAGCAGAUGCCGCAGUGAUUCACGGUUUCUUUUUUGCAUUGUAAAUAAAGAUCCUGGGAAACAGUG